AUGUCGAUGGACUUGCAAGCCAACCCAGUCAAUGAGAUCCUUUACGUGAGCUUUAACCAGGAUUUCACCUGCUUCGUCUGCGGUACCGAGAGCGGAUUCCGUGUCUACAGCGCGGACCCUUUCCACCUGACUUUCAGAAGAGAUUUCGAGGAUGGCAGCGGCCUGGGAGUCGUUUGUAUGCUGUUUCGGACGAACAUCUUGGCCUUCUCGGGGGGCGGAAAGAACCCGCGAUUUCAACCCAACAAGGUCGUCCUGUGGGAUGAUCGACACACCCGGGUCAUGGCUGAGCUCAGCUUCAAAACGACUGUGAAGUCUGUGAGGCUGCGACGCGACCUGGUUGUUGUGGCCACCCUGAACAAGGUGUGGGUAUAUGGCUUAAAGACUUUGAGCCUCAUGGACUCAAUCGAGACCACAGACAACCCAAAGGGUUUGUGCUAUCUUUCGUCUGGAGAUCGCAUCGUGCUGAUCUGUCCUGGCAGACAGCAGGGCAGUGCGCUGGUGGUGUUCUACCCUGAGAACUACGGAGACCCGUCCGCACCGGGGGAGAGGGAGCGAACCGUCAUCAAGGCUGCUCACGACUCGCCCAUUGCCGCCAUCGCGUUGGAUGCAAGCUGCUCCCUCAUUGCGACGGCAUCAGAGAAGGGAACGAUUGUUCGGGUGCACGAGUUGCAGCGCGACGGCUUGGCGCAGGAACUGCGAAGAGGCUUGGACAGAGCAGAGAUCCACUCGCUCACCUUCUCUCCGUCAGGCGAGUAUUUGGCCGCCUCCUCGGACAAGGGAACGGUGCACAUCUUCGCCAUUCAGCGGCCAGGAGGCGGCACUUCUGCGGCCUUUGGCUACAGCGCGGAGGCUGGAACCUCCAAUGCGAAGUCCAGCCUGCAGAGACUGUCGCGGGUUUUGCCUGCCUAUUUCUCCUCGGAGUGGAGUCUGGCGCAGUUUCGCGUCCACGACUACCGCUACAUUGCAGCCUUUGGUGUUGAUCCACACACAGUCAUCAUCGUGUGUGCAAACGGCUCCUACUACAAGGCGCGCUUUGACCCUGUGAAGGGGGGCGAGAUGGUGCGCGAGGAGUACCACCAGUUUGAUGACGCCUCUGCCGGCGGCGGCGCUGCCGCUAAGGCCCGAGAGCCAGCAGAGCCGGAGGUCGCACAAGAAUCGAGUGGUGCUCGAGGUUCAGCGAGUGAAUCAUGA
Messenger RNA from Symbiodinium sp. CCMP2592, 1191 nucleotides. The record is from the annotation of a GenBank genome assembly. NCBI's taxonomy places the organism in Eukaryota, Dinophyceae, Suessiales, Symbiodiniaceae.